This is a messenger RNA of Chelonia mydas (Green sea turtle), 5044 nucleotides long. RefSeq names its product mannosidase alpha class 2A member 2 (gene MAN2A2). Gene Ontology annotation, cellular component: Golgi membrane. The record is from RefSeq and is a predicted model, not a curated record. The transcript is spliced from 24 exons. Gene Ontology annotation, molecular function: carbohydrate binding; alpha-mannosidase activity. Gene Ontology annotation, biological process: protein deglycosylation; N-glycan processing; mannose metabolic process. The coding region runs from base 302 to 3841 and encodes 1179 amino acids. Lineage: Eukaryota; Metazoa; Chordata; Testudines; Cheloniidae.
GCGGCGGCUGCCGGAGAGGCCGCGGCCGGCCCAGGAGCGGCGGCGCCCGGGGAUCGGAGCCCGGCGCGGCGGAGGAUGUGAGCGGACCGGGCCCGGGGCUGCCGCAGCCGGAGCCGGAGCCCCAGGAGACCUGCCCGAGAGCUCAUGCUGGCCCCAGAGGCUGAUUGCACUGCCGGAAGAGAGCACUGGGACUGGCUAGUCUGCCCUCCUGUAGGGCCCAGGCCGGAGCCCCUCGCCAGUGAUCCCUGCACCCAGCCCAGCUGGCCGGCUAAGCAAGAGGGUGGGUCCUCGCAGCCCCGGGAUGAAGCUGAAGAAGCAGGUGACAGUGUGCGGAGCUGCCAUCUUCUGUGUGGCCGUCUUCUCCCUCUACCUGAUGCUGGACCGAGUGCAGCACGACCCUGCCCGGCACCAGAGCGGGGGCAACUUCCCGCGGAGCCAGAUCUCGGUGCUGCAGAACCGCAUCGAGCAGCUGGAGCAGCUGCUGGAGGAGAACCACGAGAUCAUCAGCCACAUCAAGGAGUCGGUGCUGGAGCUGACGGCCCACGCGGAGGGGCAGCCGGUGCUGCUGCCCUACCACACACCCAACGGGUCCUGGGUGCUGCCACCCGAGAGCCGGCCCAGCUUCUUCUCCAUCUCCCCACAGGACUGCCAGUUCGCGCUGGGGAGCGGGGGCCAGAAGCCAGACCUGCAGAUGCUGGCCGUGGCCUCGGUGCUGCCCUUUGAUAACCAGGACGGCGGCGUGUGGAAGCAGGGCUUUGACAUUACCUACGAGCCCCACGAGUGGGACACGGAGCCCCUGCAGGUGUUUGUGGUGCCACACUCCCAUAACGAUCCAGGCUGGAUCAAGACCUUUGAGAAGUACUACGCAGACCAGACACAGCACAUCCUGAAUAGCAUGGUGCUGAAACUGCAGGAGGACCCGCGCCGCCGCUUCAUCUGGUCUGAGAUCUCCUUCUUCUCCAAGUGGUGGGACAACAUCAGCACCCAGAAACGGGCUGCGGUGCGCAGGCUGGUUGGCAAUGGGCAGCUGGAGAUGGUGACGGGCGGCUGGGUGAUGCCCGACGAGGCCAAUUCCCACUACUUCGCCAUGAUUGACCAGCUGAUCGAGGGGCACCAGUGGCUGGAGAAGAACAUCGGUGUGACCCCGCGGUCUGGCUGGGCUGUCGACCCCUUUGGGCACAGCGCCACCAUGCCCUAUCUGCUGAGACGCGCCAACCUGACCAGCAUGCUGAUCCAGAGGGUGCACUACGCCAUCAAGAAGCACUUCGCUGCUACUCACAACCUGGAGUUCAUGUGGAGACAGACCUGGGACCCCGACUCCAGCACUGAUAUCUUCUGCCACAUGAUGCCCUUCUACAGCUACGACGUGCCCCACACCUGCGGCCCUGACCCCAAGAUCUGCUGCCAGUUUGACUUCAAGCGCCUGCCUGGGGGCAGGAUCAACUGUCCAUGGAAGGUGCCCCCCCGAGCCAUCACUGAGGCCAACGUGGCCGAACGGGCACACCUCUUGCUGGACCAGUACCGCAAGAAGUCCAAGCUGUUCCGCAGCAAGGUGCUGCUGGUGCCUCUGGGAGACGACUUCCGCUACGACAAGCCCCAGGAGUGGGACGCCCAGUUCCUCAACUACCAGCGCCUCUUCGACUUCCUCAACGCCCACCCCAGCCUGCACGUGCAGCUCCUGGCAGUCCCAGAGUGGGGGGUUCUCCUUGGCACCGGGGGCCCCCACCUGGCUCAUGGGCAGCAUGGGGCCACGCUCUCCCUGCAGGCGCAGUUCGGGACCCUCUCCGAUUACUUUGAUGCUCUCUCCAAGAGGACCGGGAUCGUCCCUGGGAUGAAGCCACCCGGCUUCCCCGUGCUGAGCGGAGACUUCUUCUCCUAUGCAGACCGGGAGGACCACUACUGGACGGGCUACUACACCUCCCGGCCCUUCUACAAGAGCCUGGACCGCGUGCUGGAGGCCCAUCUCCGGGGAGCAGAGGUCCUGUAUAGCCUGGCACUGAGUCACGCCCGGCACGCUGGCCUGGACAGCAGAUACCCGCUCUCGGAUUACGCCCUGCUGACUGAGGCCCGGCGUGCCCUGGGGCUCUUCCAGCACCAUGACGCCAUCACGGGCACCGCCAAAGAGGCCGUCGUGGUGGAUUACGGUGUCAGGCUGCUCCACUCCCUGGUGAACCUGAAACGCGUCAUCGGCAACGCCGCGCACUACCUGGUGCUGGGCGACAAGGAGGCCUAUCGCUACGACCCCGCAGGGCCCUUCCUUGGCACGGACGACAUGCGCCUCAACCAGGACUCGCUGCCUGAGAAAACCGUCAUCAAGUUGGACACAUCGCCCAGGUUCGUGGUGCUGUUUAACCCGCUGGAGCAGGAGCGGCUCAGUGUCAUCUCACUGCUGGUGAGCUCCCCGCGCGUCCGUGUGCUCUCCGAGGAGGGGCAGCCCCUGGCCGUCCAGCUCAGCGCCCAGUGGAGCUCAGCCACGGACAUGGUGCCCGAUGUCUACCAGGUGUCCAUCAUGACCCGCCUGCCAGCACUGGGCCUCAGCGUCCUGCAGCUGUACAAGUCGUUCGACAGCCACACCACGCUCACGUCGUCUGUGCGUCUCCACCUGCACGGGCGUGACUUGCCAGUGCGCCCGCGUGAGGUCUUCCCCGUGCACGUGGUCCCCGCCACCUCCGACGACUUCUGCCUGGACAACCAGCACAUGCAGGCCUGCUUCUCGGGCCUCACCGGCCUGCUGCAGAGCGUCCGGUGGGCCGGGGAGGAGCACAAGCUGAGCAGUGAGUUCCUCAUCUAUGGCACCAGGAGCGCCAAGGACAAGAGUGGGGCGUACCUCUUCCUGCCGGACGGCGACGCCAAGCCCUAUGCCCCCAAGGAGCCGCCCGUGGUGCGGGUGACCGAGGGACCUUUCUUCUCGGAGGUGGCCAGCUACUACCAGCAUGUGCAGCAGGUGGUGCGGCUCUACAACGUGCCAGGGGUGGAGGGCCUGUCCCUGGAUGUGUCCUGCCUGGUGGACAUCCGCGACCACGUCAACAAGGAGAUGGCCCUGCGCCUUAGCACCAGCAUCGCCAGCGAGGACACCUUCUUCACCGAUCUCAACGGCUUCCAGAUCCAGCCUCGCAGGUUCCUGAAGAAGCUGCCUCUCCAGGCCAACUUCUACCCCAUGCCAGCCAUGGCCUACAUCCAGGACAAGCAGAGCCGCCUGACCCUGCACACGGCCCAGGCCCUGGGGGUGUCCAGCCUGCGCAGUGGCCAGCUGGAGGUGAUCCUGGACCGGCGCCUCAUGCAGGACGACAACCGUGGCCUCGGCCAGGGGCUGAAGGACAACAAGCGAACCUGCAACCGCUUCCGCCUCCUGCUGGAGCGCCGCACCACGGCCAACAAGGUGCAGGACAGUCGUCCAAUCAGCUUCCCCUCUCUGCUGAGUCACAUGACCUCCAUGCACCUGAACGCAGAGGUGCUGGCGAUGCCGGUUACUCAGGAGAAGCCAGCGCCCCCGGCCCUAAGGUCCUUCCAGCCCUUCUCAGGCACCGUCCCCUGUGACUUCCACAUCCUCAACCUGCGGACGCUGCAGGCAGAGGAUGACUCACUGCCCUCGGCGGAGAUGGCUCUGAUCCUGCACCGCAAGGGCUUCGACUGUGGCCUGGAGGCCAAGCACCUGGGCUUCAACUGCACCACCAGCCAGGGCAAGUUCUCCCUUGGGAGCCUGUUCCACGGCUUGGAGCUGGGGUUCCUGCAGCCCACCUCGCUGACACUGAUGUACCCGCUGGGCGCUGCCUCCCCCAACAGCACUGUGAUCCACAUGGACCCCAUGGAGAUCGCCACCUUCCGCAUCCACUUUGGGUAGCACCCCUGGCAGCCAGGAGAGGAGCAGCCCAGCCGUGCAGCGUCCGGAACGGCGCAAGGCUGGGAGAGCUGGGAGACCACCCCUGCCUGGGUGGGGCGGGGCAGGGAGCACCCCUCGGGCUGGGGCUGGGGGCGGACACUGCACAGGAUGCAGAUGGACUCGCAGGAGCAGCUGCCUCCAUUAUUUAUUAAUCUGCGUUUUAAAUAAUGUUUCAAAUGGCCAAGCCUGGGGGCUGGGGCACGUGUGGGUCCAGGCCGCUCCCAGUGCUCAGCCUGGCACUGCAGAUGCUGCAGCUGGAGAGCUCUGCGUUCUUGGUGGCGAUGCUGCCGGCUCGGCCAGGAGGCAGGUUGCAGCUUCUCUGAUGUGGCAGGAGUCUCUGCUGAUCCCCCAGGGAGGUACAAAGCCACCCUGUCCAUGUCCCAUCUCUCUUUCUGGUGGCAGGUCCCCAUUCCCCCGCCCCAUGUUGUGGGGUGGCUGGGCAGGUGCUGGAGCCUGCUGGGGUCUGGCUGGAAACCUGCCGCGGGGUGAGUGAGGGGGGUCCGGGCUGGGGAGGCUGAAGCUGCUGGCCGGGGGGCGGAGGGGGAGGGGGGACGGGACAGUGCGGCUCUAAUGGACACUCUAUGGAACUGGAGACUGUGAAUUUCCCUGAGUUUGUCGUCAGCUUUUAGGCAAGAAAAGGCCUGUUUGCACCUCCCGCCUUGUGUCUGGUUUGUGGCUCUUGUUGCUGGUUCCAGUGUGUGGGGAGAGCCCUGACCCGGGCCGGGGGCUAAGAUCCCGGGGCCAGAGGUGCUGGUUCUGGGCCUGCAGGAGGCAGGGGCUCCAAGGGCCUCUGCCCCCUUCCCUUCAGCUGAUGGGACGCCCACCCCCCUUCCAUUUCCUGCUCUGGGGGGUUCUCUUGCGGCUUCUAUUGACUGAGCCCACAAUGUCAGGGAAGGAGGCUUCUCCAGCCCUCCCUGAGAGCCUGCAGCCCCACCCAGCAGGGGGUGCUAAGGAGCGAGUGCCCCUCCACCCAGCUGAGUCCCCUGCUGCCCCCGCCCAGCCGGGGGCAGUAAGGACUGAGUGGCUCCCCUCACUGUUCCUGGCUGUUACGAGCAGUGAGGGAAGGUGGGAAAGUGGAGGGUGUAACAAUGCUGGUCCUGGCGUGAGAGUGUCAAUUCAGGACAAAUUGCUUCAAGCAGGGCAAUUACAGCCCAAGGCUGGGGU